AUGGUCCUCGCCCACCUUAAAGCCGUCGGGGCAGAACUCGCAGCCGUCCUUCCUGAAAACGACUUACCAUGGUACAAGAAACCCAACCUCCGACGCCUGAUCUAUUCGAGUACUUCCAUGUUCUUGCUUGCUUCGGCAAAUGGCUACGAUGGUUCAAUGAUGAACGGUCUACAGGCUUUACCACAAUGGGAGAAUUUCAUGGACACACCUACGGGCGCCUGGCUUGGCUUUAUUAACGCCGUGCAAAGCUUGGGUGCCUUCAGUGCGUAUCCAGUAGCUGCGUAUUGCGCGAACAAAUUUGGUCGCAAGAGGACAAUGUACGUUGCGUACUUCUGGCUUGCUCUUGGUGUCGCCUUGCAGACUGCAGCACAAAACACCACAAUGUUCAUAUUCGGUCGUCUCUUUAUUGGUGGGGUCACCUGCUUCUUCUCAAGCGCCGCACCGCUCCUCAUCACUGAGACUGCAUACCCCACGCAUCGUGGCGGUCUGACAGCGCUCUAUGGCACGGGCUGGUAUAUCGGAUCAACGAUAGCAGCAUGGGCGACGUAUGCCACGAGGAACUACGCAGGCAGCGAAGCGAAUUGGGCUUGGCGCAUUCCGUCCAUUCUUCAGCUUUUGAUCCCUCUGGUCGCGCUUCCAGGUCUUCUCAUAGCCCCUGAAUCGCCUCGAUGGCUUUCUGCCGUUGGCCGAACGGACGAGGCCCGUGCAAUUCUGCAAAAGUUUCAUGCCGAAGGCGACGAACAUUCGCGUCUUGUUGAUUUUGAGAUGGCUGAAAUAUCCGAGACUCUUCGUCUGGAGAGAGAGCGGGAAACGGCCACUACUUGGCUGGAUUUGGUGCGCACCAAAGGCAACCGACACAGAUUUUUCAUCUCCAUCACACUGGGCGUUUUCGCGCAAUGGAACGGUGUCGGUAUCGUGUCUUACUACCUUGCACCUGUGCUGAGGACGGUAGGCAUCACAUCUGUGACUCAGCAAACCCUCAUCUCUGGCUUCCUUCAAAUCUGGAACUUAAUCAUCGCUGUAACGGCGGCGCUUACAGUUGAUCUUGCUGGACGACGCCGUCUAUUCUUGAUCUCAAGCAGCGGUAUGCUUGUUUGCUACAUCAUCAUCUCGGGUCUUGCUGGAUCCUUUGCCAACACGGCAGCGACUUCAACAGGAAUUGCGGUCAUACCUUUUCUGUUUGUUUACUACGGGUUUUACGAUAUCGCGUUUACUCCUCUCCUCUAUGGCUACACCUGCGAGAUCUGGCCGUACGAACUGAGAGCACGCGGUGUAGCCAGUAUGAACCUGGCCACCUCCAUGGCAACCUUUUUCAACAUCUUCGUUAAUCCCAUCGCUCUUGAUGGUAUCCAAUGGAGAUACUACCUUGUUUAUGUGGCGCUCCUUUUCGUCAUCACCACCACGAUAUACUUCUUCUAUCCGGAGACCAGAGGUCACAGUCUGGAGGAGAUGGCGCGCAUCUUUGACGGCGAAAAGGCUGCCGUUCCUAGUGAGGGUUCAAUUUUGGGCGAUAAUAAGGAUUCGAUAACGGUAGUCGAGGGGGCGUAAUGACGUCCUCUCAAGUAAAUUUUGAAAGAGGUGUCGUCUUAUAGUGUACGUCACUCUUUUUCAAAUGUAGGUAUAACCAGCUGUGUGUAAAUUAGUCGAGUUUGUAGUGAAGUGUC
Molecule: messenger RNA, 1664 nt
Organism: Boeremia exigua
Lineage: Eukaryota; Fungi; Ascomycota; Dothideomycetes; Pleosporales; Didymellaceae
Product: general substrate transporter
Exons: 3
Coding region: 1-1548 (515 amino acids)
Biological process (GO): transmembrane transport; carbohydrate transport
Cellular component (GO): membrane
Molecular function (GO): carbohydrate:proton symporter activity
Source: RefSeq, a predicted model, not a curated record